AAGUAUGGAAACGGUCUGUUUCAAACGGACUUUUCUUGGGAGGAGAGAUGACUGUCCGAAAUAUGAGACCACAGACAACGAUGAAAAUAUACAUGUUUCUCACCGCCUCCAUUGCCUGGGCCCUGCAUGACGUGCAGCCACAUAAGUACUCGCAUCGAGAUCCGGUCACCUUCGAGCUGCACCUGUGCGACCAGUGCCCGCCCGGCACGGCGGUCAGCCGCCACUGCGAUGGCCAGCGGCGCACCGAGUGCAGCCCGUGCCCGGAGCGGCACUUUGCGGAGCAGUGGCACUGGGGCGAGAGCUGCCAGUACUGCACGGCCGUCUGCAAGGAGAAGCAGCUGGUGCGGCAGGAGUGCAACGCCACCCACGACCAGGUGUGCGAGUGCGUGCCAGGCUACCACCUGGUGGUGGAGUUCUGCGUUCGCCACACGCCGUGCCUGCCUGGAAGUGGUGUCACGGCCCUAGGGAUGCCAGAGAGUGACACGGUGUGCGAGGCGUGUCCAGAUGGCUAUUAUUCUAGCGUAUCGUCGGCCACAGAGCCCUGCGUCCCCCACCGCAACUGUAGCCAGCUCGGCUACAAGACCCUCCGACACGGAACCAGCACGCAGGACGUGGUGUGUGAUAACGAAGCUUUAGUCCCCACCGAGUGCAACACCCUGGACAUGCAGUGCCACACAGACACCCUGCUCUGCGAGGAGGCGAUCUUCCAGUUCCUGGCAUCCCCGCGCCUGGCCUCCAUCCCGCUGGAGCGCCUGCUGGAGAGCCUGCCGGGCCGGCGUGUGGACUGGAAGAGCGUGGAGCGUCUGAAGAAGGCCUGCAGCCCACAGCAGCAGCUCCUGCAGCUCCUGCGCCUGUGGAGGGAGCAGAACAAGGACCAGGACAAGCUCUUCAGCAUCAUCCAAGGAGUGAAUGUGUGUGAGAGGAAGGUGCUGCGCUGUGCUGGCCUGAAGAACCUGACGCUGGGCGACCUGCUGGCGGUGACGCAGAGCCUUCCGGGCGUGCGCGUGAGCGACGAGGAUGUGCGCACGUUGGUGGUCUCCUGCCCCUCGCAGCAGCACAUCCUGCAGCUGCUGCACCUGUGGAAGAGCCGCAACAGCGAGCGUGACGUGGGCAAAGCCCUGGCCCAGAGUCUACGCCGGCUCCGGGGCCGCGGUCACGCCGUCUCCAAGCGUCUCCUCAAGAGCCUCAAGCGCAUCGCCCGCAUCAUCGGGGCCUCCACCAUGUACCGACUUUACGAGAAGAUGUUCUUCAACAUGAUUCAGGACAGCUCGUGCUUUAAAUCCAAAGCCUAUAACGACUAGCCAGACCAGUGUUCCACCAGCAGAAUUAUUUAAAGAAGUUGUAUAUAGUUAAAUGACAAGGGAAAGGAAGGGAGGGUUUGUAUUUAGAGUGGGGCUGGGGCUUUGAUGUGAGGACGGAAAAGACGGGGCUUGGUCCUCUUCUUUUUAACGAUUGAUCUUUUGGUUUGGACUGCUCAGCUCAUACAAAAAUAACUUAACAGAAUUUUGUUAAAUGCAAAACAGACAUUAGUUGACAUGAAUGUACAGUAAAGUGGAGUGCAAUUUUUUUGUUUAUUUAAGUGUUUAUUUUUUUAACCGAAAAGUUCUAGAGGCUUAUGUGUGUGGAUUUGUCUGGAGGCUGGACUGUGAAUGCUGCAUGUCACACAUCAUCUUGUGUGCUUUUCAACCUGUUUUUUAUCUGUUUAUUGUGUAACGGUACUUGAGUUUUUAAUGUGAGGUGAUUUAAAUUAAUUUGUAUAAUUUGUACUAUUUUUCACAGAAUUAGAGGUUUAUGCCAUAUGAUGUGUGUGGCAGUCUGAAUGUAUACAGUGUAUGGUGACACCAUUUGAAGACAUGAAAUCAAUAUUAAUAUCAAUAUCCUCUCUCAAAAAUUAUACUGUUUUGCUGAUGGUCUCUGUCAAAUGGCAUUUGAGCAAGUUGUGACAUGGUCUCCUUCCUCGGGAAAUUGACUGGAAAGCAAAUCUAUCACAUGGCAUUUGAACUCAUGUUUUGUUUUGUAAAUCCCUGGUAAUGUUAAUAUUUGUUCACUUAAAUUAAAUGUGUACUGACUAUUUUA
Molecule: messenger RNA, 2076 nt
Organism: Alosa alosa (allis shad)
Lineage: Eukaryota; Metazoa; Chordata; Actinopteri; Clupeiformes; Clupeidae
Product: tumor necrosis factor receptor superfamily member 11B-like
Exons: 5
Coding region: 48-1301 (417 amino acids)
Molecular function (GO): protein binding
Source: RefSeq, a predicted model, not a curated record